AAUAUUUUCCAGGUUGCUUCACUACCAGCUGAUCAGCUGAGCACUGCAGAGGAAUGAUUGGUUACGUUGGAGAAUUCCCCUCAACCUCAUGUGAUAUAUCAUCACCACAACGUUAUUUAUACAUCAGUCAGUGAGGUUUCUGAUUACUGCUGAGACUUGUUAUCGGGCUGCGCUGUUUGAUUUCUGGUGCUGCUUUGAAAAUCUUUUGCUCUGCGCAGUCAUUCUCACGUCCCCUUUGCCAAGACCUCUCGGGAUUCGUGCUUUUGGACUGGCAGGGAUUCACAAAAUGGAUUCCAUCUACCUCAUAGGGAGUCUCUGUCUGCUGUCCCAGAUCGCAGGGUUACACGCCGAGGAUGUGAAGUGUGUGGAAGCAAAACCAUCCAUAGAGGCCAUAAUUGGAGAUGACGUAUCUUUGCCAUGUUUCUUUAGUAACCCGAGUGAGAUCCAAGGAAUGGCAUCAGUCUCCUGGCAGAUGGGGCUUGGCAAUGAUUCUAUCGUCGUGCAUGCAGAGGACAAGGCGGGAGUGAAUGUGGAAUCGCAGGCUGAUGUGUUUAAAGGACGCACCAGCCUCUCACAUUCCUGGAAUGUAACGGGUAACGCAUCCCUGACCAUCACUCAGAUAAAAGCCACAGAUUCUGGAAAAUACAUAUGUUUCAUUAAAGGCCAAUAUUUCGCCAUAUCAUGUACCCGGCUGGAGCUGACAGUGCGAUCAGGAGCAUUUCAACCCUGUGGGCAUCUCUCUGCUUGGAUCGUUCUCCUGCUCCUUCCACUGACCAAGAUUCUAACAUGAUCAUCGUUCCUCUUUUCCUGCGGCUGUGACCAGCGGCUCUUCCCUUGCUGCCUUACAAACCCCUACCACGGCACCCCCCUCCCCUGCCACCCAACAACCCCCUCCGAGGGAAGCAGAAAACACAUUGAUACCUGCGAAACUCCUGAUGUCUUCCACUACCAACCGCCCCCCCCACAACCCCAACCCCCAACUAGCUGGGCAGUCCAGGACGCGGGAGUCAUGUUCUCAGGAUAAAGGCUCAGACAUUUUCGACAAAGAUGAAGAGGAGUGUCUUCACUCAGAGAGCUGUGGACAUUCAUUCACCAACAUCAUUCAGGACAAAGACGGAUAGGUUUUUGAACACUUAAUGUAAUCAAGGAAUGGGGGCUGGCCGGGGGUUGGGAUUGAUACAAUGGGUGCUAUUCAUGCAGCUAAACGAUAGUGUAUGUGCUGCAUGUUAUUGUAAUGUAUAGGGGCUCAUAGAGGAAGAGUGUUAUAAGCAUUUGCUUUCAGAGAAUUUCCUGCCACUUCCUUCCCAUGAUAAACUUUGCAGCCCGUGGAUUCCCAGGAUUCUGUUUUGGGACCAUUGCUUUAAUCAACGACCAAUGUAGCAUUCUGUGUCAAAAUGUUCAUCAGGUACCUUAUUGUCACGUAAGCUAUUAGCAAUGUGCGUCUUAUUUAUGUAUACAAUAAAGAACUCCACAACAAAAA
This is a messenger RNA of Carcharodon carcharias (great white shark), 1480 nucleotides long. RefSeq names its product myelin-oligodendrocyte glycoprotein-like. NCBI's taxonomy places the organism in Eukaryota, Metazoa, Chordata, Chondrichthyes, Lamniformes, Lamnidae. Bases 287 to 790 code for a protein of 167 amino acids. The record is from RefSeq and is a predicted model, not a curated record. Gene Ontology annotation, biological process: cell surface receptor signaling pathway; T cell costimulation; cellular response to lipopolysaccharide. The transcript has 4 exons. Gene Ontology annotation, cellular component: external side of plasma membrane.